AUGUAUUGCUCAUGCUAUCACAAUGGAUAAACUUGUGUAGAUUAAUGUAAAUGCGAGGAUUGUUAGAAUACUGAUGAAUAUCUAAACUAGAGACAUAUGGCUGUUUAAUAUAUUAGAAAAAAAGCACUUAGAAACAAAAAAGUUACAUAAGAGAAGUUAUUUGAAACUAAGGAUAUUUGGGGAUGUAAUUGCAAAAAAACUAGAUGUCAGAAACGAUAUUGCGAAUGUUUUAUAAGAUAACAGACAUGUAUAGUUGAUUGUAAUUUCAAUCAUUGUGAAAAUGGGAAAGAUGAGGAUUUAUUUAAUGAAAUAAGAAGGUAAAAUGAAUAGCCAAAGUAAUUUUAAAAAAAGAGAUCUGAACUGUUGUUUUAUAAAUGA
This is a messenger RNA of Paramecium octaurelia, 378 nucleotides long. The record is from the annotation of a GenBank genome assembly. NCBI's taxonomy places the organism in Eukaryota, Ciliophora, Oligohymenophorea, Peniculida, Parameciidae.